CUCGACUCCACGUCAACCUCCCCAACAACCCACUGACGCGACGAUACGAUACGAUACGAUACGAUACGAAUUAGCGACAGCCGAACACUUGGCUUCAUAUAACGAUCCCUUGCUCAAAUCGUCCUCGGCUUCCUCUCGAUAAGACGGUCGCUGGUUGACGUCGAUUGUCCAACCUCGCAUCUACCUAUUCACUUUUAACAAGCCAUCAUGUCGUCUCCCUUCUCGAUAAGUUCGUCUGGACCGCUCGUCGUCAUACCAAUGAUCAUAUAAAGCUAACCUCCCCUCCCUCACAGACGGCGGUGCCUGUGUCGCCAUGGUCGGCAAGGACUGUGUCGCCAUCGCAUGCGAUCUUCGUCUUGGUCUCCAGGCCCUUACUGUUUCCAACGACUUCCCCAAGAUCUUCCAGUACGGCGAUGUCUUCCUUGGUCUGACUGGCCUGGCCACCGAUGUGAACACCGUGAGCGACCUCUUCCGCUACAAGGUCAACAUGUACCGCCUGCGUGAGGAGCGCGAUAUCGCACCUCGUACCUUCGCCAACCUCGUCUCUUCGUCCCUUUACGAGCGCCGUUUCGGUCCUUACUUUGUGUCUCCUGUUGUCGCUGGCCUAGAUCCCAAGACCGGCAAGCCUUUCAUCUGCGGCUUCGACAGUAUUGGCUGCAUCGAUUUUGCCAAGGACUUUAUUGUCUCUGGUACCGCUUCAGAGCAGCUCUUUGGCAUGUGUGAGGGUCUCUGGGAACCCGAUCUGGAGCCCGAUGCCCUUUUCGAGACCAUCUCCCAGUCUUUGCUCAACGCCGUUGACCGUGAUGCUCUUUCCGGCUGGGGUGCCCACGUUUACAUUAUCGAGAAGGACAAGGUUACCAAGCGAUUACUAAAGGGACGACAGGAUUAGAGCGUCGGCGUUAUGACAACUACAAGAAUAGAGCGGGACAAGGAGUGGUUUAUGUAUUCUGUAUGAAUAGAUACUCAGCCGAAAUUAACCGCUGGGUAAUGAGAAUGCACUUCCUCGUCUUGCUUCU
Messenger RNA from Fusarium graminearum PH-1, 1016 nucleotides. Its product is annotated as proteasome component PUP3. The record is from RefSeq and is a predicted model, not a curated record. The coding region runs from base 314 to 889 and encodes 191 amino acids. Gene Ontology annotation, biological process: proteasome-mediated ubiquitin-dependent protein catabolic process. NCBI's taxonomy places the organism in Eukaryota, Fungi, Ascomycota, Sordariomycetes, Hypocreales, Nectriaceae. Gene Ontology annotation, cellular component: proteasome core complex, beta-subunit complex; proteasome core complex. The transcript has 3 exons.